UAGUUUAUAAACAUAAAAGAAUAUUAUGCACAUAAUAUAUAGGACCAACUGAAAAACUUUAUGGAAGAAUGUGGCCAGGGCCAAAAAAAAAAAAUGUAAUCCUUUGUGAUACGCAUUCUGCAAAGCUGUCACAGUACAAUAUAGUGUCAGAAAUUGUUGCAGGCUUACAUGAAUUUAUAGAUUUCAUGAGUGCAAGAAAAAUAGAGUAGGUACAUAUGUAUGUCAUCCCAUCCAAUUUGCUGGGGAUUGCAGACAUAGUCUAUUGUUCUUUCUCUUGAGAAGUGCCAUAUGCUCGGACUUCUGGAUAAGUGACCGGGAUCUCAUCCUCAAAUUGUCAUUGUAGAUCAUGUACCUGGUACAUUUUCAUGAUUGAAAACCAAUAUCAUUGCUUCAUGGUAAAGUGUGUAGAUACUGGACUCAAAGACUUUCAGUUGUUACUGUUUAUCAGUAGGCUUUAGGAGGAACUAUGUACACAAGAUGUACCUUUGGAAAUACAGGCAUCUGGAUUUCGAAGGCAAGAGGGUGUUUUGACGCUUUCAACGGUACUGAGGGUGGAUAAUUGUAAUAUAAAAUACAAUUUUCAGUACUACUAGGAAAAGGGACCCAAGGUUUCGGCAUACAUAUAGAGGCACAAUGUCUGCUUUUCGUCUCCAACACUCGGGACUAAUUAGAUAAUACCAAACAAUAAAUAAAGGUUAGAUUUCACUUCUUAAUUCACAGCGUACAUGAGUAAUGUUCAUCCAAAUUUCAUUAUGUAUUAUUCAUUUGAACAAUUUGUUUUCCCUUUAUAUCUUCUCCAACCUCUGAAUGAAAGUCAUGUAGCAUAUGACUAAGUCUUUCCAUCUGCAUCUCUUGCAGAGAGGACAUUUCACGGCCAAACGUGAAGGCACCGGUAAAAUCGGCAACCUAAAGACGGUCAAGACAGUGGCUGAACUGAAGCUAGCUGGCUGCGAAGCCAUGGGUUCAGUGAACUACGACAGGGUGAAGAUGUUGAUCCCUCCUAUCCCAUCCUGUGCUUUCGAAAACAGCCCAAACAUUACAUUAGAGUAUUUUGUUGAGAUUGUGGGAGAUGUUUUUGGAACACAUAAGAAUGCUCUUGUGAAUCUUCCAGUUGUGAUUGGCACAAUUCCAGCCUUUCAGCACACCCUAAAGGAUCCUUCUCAAAACCCUGAUGCGGUGCAAUCCAUACCAAGCCAGCCUGGGAUACCCCCAGGAGGGCAGCCAGGAAUCCCUCCACAGGAGCAACAGGGAUAUCCUCCACAGGGGCAACAAGGCUAUCCCCCACCAAGGGAUGGGUCAUCUGGAUACCCCCUACCAGGAGGAGUAUCUGGUGAUAAGGAUUUGCUUCCACCUCCAAAAUAUACAGCUGCUGUUGGAGGGCCUCAGAAGAUUCCAGGCAACUUUGGUACUGUUGGCAAAAUCUUCUAUGCACCGCAGUACCCUUACUACGAUCCCGACACGAUGUAUGCCUCCAUGGGUAUUCCACUGGGAACGACCGCUUCAUCAGCAGAUGGAGGGCCACCACCCCCAACAGUUGUGCAGCCAAUGAGCAUUCAGCAACCACCCCAGCAGACCUAAUCAGCCAAUCAGCAUUCAGCAACCACCCCAACAGACCUAAUCAGCCAAUCAGCAUUCAGCAACCACCCCAGCAGACCUAAUCAGCCAAUCAGCAUUCAGCAACCACCCCAGCAGACCUAAUCAGCCAAUCAGCAUUCAGCAACCACCCCAGCAGACCUAAUCAGCCAAUCAGCAUUCAGCAACCACCCCAACAUACCUAAUCAGACAAUCACCAUUCAGCAACCGCCCAACCAGACACAAUGAUAUCAAACAGCUUGUGUGCAUUUAGCAACUAUCCUACAAGUCUUUAGUAGACACUGGGCAUUUAGUAACGGCUGUAUAGUACUAAUCAACUCUUGAGCGUUCAGAAACCACCCUGCCAUACAUAACAGGCCAUUUGGUCAUUCAGCAUUCAACCCUGCAAGUGUAAAGACCAGUUCUGGUCAUGCGAUUGCAUUGUGAAAAACGUUGUGGAAACGUUCAGAAAAGAACAGAAAAUAAAGCUGAACUUUUAGGAUACGUUGUAUAUGUACAUGUACAUGUUUUCGUGUAGUAAGAAUUGUUAUAUUAAACAUGUUAUGCUGAACUACAGUUUGAAAGAGAGAUUCUGUGGUUGUCAGCUAGUUUAAUUUCGUCAAAUGAUGACAAUGUGAGCCUUAAAUGAUUUAAUAGCUGUUAUAAUAUAUCAGGGUUAACAAAUGAUACUUAAGAAGCCACCGUUCAAUAAUUAUUCACCAAUUUUGAUUGAUAUGACACGAAGAGCUUUCAGAUUUUGUUUUAU
Molecule: messenger RNA, 2338 nt
Organism: Strongylocentrotus purpuratus (purple sea urchin)
Lineage: Eukaryota; Metazoa; Echinodermata; Echinoidea; Camarodonta; Strongylocentrotidae
Product: calcium-binding protein P-like
Exons: 3
Coding region: 826-1578 (250 amino acids)
Biological process (GO): protein transport
Cellular component (GO): cytoplasm
Source: RefSeq, a predicted model, not a curated record